This is a messenger RNA of Candoia aspera, 2888 nucleotides long. RefSeq names its product immunoglobulin superfamily containing leucine-rich repeat protein 2-like. Lineage: Eukaryota; Metazoa; Chordata; Lepidosauria; Squamata; Candoiidae. The record is from RefSeq and is a predicted model, not a curated record. Gene Ontology annotation, molecular function: protein binding. The transcript has a single exon. The coding region runs from base 1 to 2148 and encodes 715 amino acids.
AUGGUGGCGACGGCGCUGCUGCGCGCCUGGCUGGCGGCCUCGGCUUUGUGCUGGGCGCCCAGCGCCGGCUGCCCGGAGCCGUGCGCCUGCGUGGACAAAUACGCGCAACAGUUCGCGGACUGCGCCUACAAAGACCUGCAGACAGUGCCGUCGGGGCUGCCUUCCAACGUGACGACGCUGAGCCUCUCGGCCAACAAGAUCGCGGCGCUGGCCCGGGGUUCCUUCGCCGAGGUCACCCAGGUCACCUCGCUCUGGCUGGCCCAUAACCAGAUCCGCGCCGUGGAAGAAGGCACGCUGGCCGUGCUGGGCCAGCUGAAGAACCUGGACGUCAGCCACAACCAGAUAGCCGACUUCCCCUGGGCCGACCUGCGCAACCUCAGCGCCCUGCAGCUGCUCAAAAUGAACAACAACCGCAUGGCCCACCUGCCGGGCGGCGCCUUCCAGGCCCUGCGCGACCUGCGCUCCCUGCGCAUCAACAACAACCUCUUCAGCGGCCUGGCCGAGGGGACCUUCGACCCGCUCACCUCGCUCUCUCACCUGCAGAUCUACAACAACCCCUUCAACUGCAGCUGCCAGCUCAUGUGGCUGAAGAACUGGACCGAGCACACCCUGAUCUCCAUCCCGGAGAGGGAGGCCAUCAGCUGCGCCGCGCCCGAGGCCUGGAAGGGCCGGCCGCUGGCCAGCGUCCCCUACCUGCGGUGCUCCGCUCCCGCCGUGCGCCUGAGCUCCCAGCCGGAUCUGCAGAGCCUCGCCUACGGCCUCGCCCUGGCCUUGCACUGCCACGCCGAGGGGGUCCCGCGGCCCCAGCUCACCUGGAGGAUCCAAGCCUCGGGCCAGACGCUGGAGAUCGCGGGCGGCGAGGCCGACGGCCAGAAUGCCCUGCCCCCGGAGGGCGCGGCCGGCGCCGGAGAGGGGCAGAGCUUCCGCGCCUUCCCCAACGGCACCCUGCUGCUCCCUCACCUGGGCAAGAAGGAGGAGGGCACCUACACCUGCCUGGCCGCCAACGAGAUGGGCAGCAGCCACGGCUCGCUCCGCGUGGCCCUGGCCGACGCCGCCCCCAAGGACCCCGGCGGCGGCCCCAGGGCCGAGGCCAAGGCACCGCCCGGCGAGCGCAAGGCGGCCAAGAACAGCGUGAUGAAGCCCGAGGAGAGGCGCAAGCUGCUCUCGCCGCCGGACCCGGACGCACCGCGCGAUCCUGACGCGCCCGGCGGCGGCGGCGGCGAGGCAGGGCCCGACGGCUCCGACCUGGGGGCCGACACGCCCUCUCACCCGUCCGGCUUCGAGCCUCGUUGCGGCGGGGGCGGCAGCUCGGGCCAGCUGCCGCGCUACGUCUCCAACCACGCGUUCAACCAGAGCUCCGAGCUGAAGCCGCAGAGAUUCGAGCUGGGCGUCAUCGCCCUGGACGUCUCGGAGCGCGAAGCCAAGGUGCAGAUCACGCCCUUCUCCGCCCGGGAGAAGGGCCAGCUGCGCCGGCUCUACCUGUGCCAGGAGAGCCGCCGCGGGGCCCCGCCGGCGUUGGUGCAGUGGUCGCAGGUCGAGGAGGGCCUGAACGCCUACUGGUUCCGAGGCCUGGUCCCGGGCACCAACUACUCGGUCUGCCUGACCUUCGCGGGCGAGGAGUGCCAGGUGCAGGUGGUUUUCAGCACCAAGAAGGAGGUGCCCUCGCUGCUCAUCAUUGUGGUGGUCAGCGCCUUCCUCCUGGCCCUGGCCACCCUCCCGCUGCUGGGCGCCACCUGCUGCCACCUGCUCUCCAAGUACCAGGGCAAGACCUACCGGCUCAUCCUGCGGGCGCAGAACCGCGCGGACCAGAUGGAGAAGCACAUGGCAGCCGACUUCGACCCCCGGGCGUCCUACCUGGAGUCGGAGAAGAACUACCAGCCCAGUGAGGUGGGCCGGGGGGAGCUGGAAGAGGAGGAGGAGGACGACGAGGACGAGGAAGAGGAGGGGAGGGCCAGCGAAGCGGGCGGCGGAGGGCAGCUGCCCAGGGACCCCAGCGUGGCGGCCGGCUCCAUUGCGGAGUCCCACUCCAAAGCCAACCAGGAGGAAUUCGAAGGGGGCUCCGAAUACAGUGACCGCCUUCCCCUCGGGGCCGAGGCGGUCACCAUCUCCCAGGAAAUCAACGGCAACUACAAGCCCCCGCCACGCUGAGCUGGCCCAGGCGGCGCCCCGCCCGAACCUCGGAGGCGCUCGCGCCUUUCCGGACCCGCCGUUCCGACCAGCUGUGGUUGGGAAGGGUCCCCCCUUGGUAAGGGGUGGAUAUUUGGAUUUCAGCGUAUGCUGGUUUUGAUUGGGGUCGGGGGGUUGGAGGGGUGGUGGUCGGUGGUUUUCUCCCUAGCUCUUUCUUAGGGGGGCUGACCUAAUCGGACAACUUGUAGAGGUAAGCGGUGGAGAAAUUCCUUCCCCACCCCGAUUGUGAAGUCGGAAUUACAUAUGCACCAAACGUAAGCGUUGGCCACGCGUCUCCCCUCCUUUCCCCUCAUUCUCGUUGAAUCUUUGUCAAAAUCGAAAUGUAAGGUUCGAGCAGAAGCCGGGCGUGGGUGCGCAGCGGAUGUCUGAAACGUUGGCGUUCCUAGAGGUGGGCGCGUCCGUUUCCUUUCAGGAGGUCGCGGUUGCUGGACAGCUCCCGCCCUUUGUCCCCGCUGGCGAACCGCCCGGACGAACUGCCUUGCCUUCCCACCCCGUGUUGGGUGCGGCAAGUUGGUCGUGAGGACGACACCCGGGUCAGGUUCGCUGCUCGGCAGCCGACCCACGAAGGUCCAACCGAAGGAACAGGUUUCCUCCGACCGUGUGAAUAAUAUUGGAGCCCGUGCUGUAGAAACGUGUCAAUGUAUUUGUGUGCAUUUGGACCGCUGGUGGACUCAUUCAGUCGAGUAAACAGGCCGUGUUUA